Carassius gibelio (silver crucian carp) is the source of this 2311-nucleotide messenger RNA. Its product is annotated as cGMP-dependent protein kinase 1-like. The record is from RefSeq and is a predicted model, not a curated record. Gene Ontology annotation, biological process: protein phosphorylation. Gene Ontology annotation, molecular function: ATP binding; cGMP-dependent protein kinase activity. Lineage: Eukaryota; Metazoa; Chordata; Actinopteri; Cypriniformes; Cyprinidae. Bases 153 to 2219 code for a protein of 688 amino acids. The transcript is spliced from 20 exons.
GGGUACAUUUAAAAAGCUGAUGUUUCGUUAAGGAUAAGCAAAACAGGACUUGGAAAAAACAUGCACCUGUUUCUCAUGCAUUGACCGAUCUACUGUUACUUGACUGCACGUGUCUGAUCAAACUCCGUCGUGCAAGCAGCGGUGACGGGCUGAUGGGGACUCUCCGUGACCUCCAGUUUGCCCUGCAGACUAAGAUUGAGGAGCUGCGCCAACGUGACGCCCUCAUCGAUGAACUGGAGCUGGAGCUGGACUCCAAAGAUGAGCUCAUCAGACAGCUGCAGGGCGAGCUGGACCGUCUCCGCACCGCCUCUGUCUCACUCAACCCCUCCGGGACGACAGAAGCCACAGGAGCAGCGUUACCAGAUGAGCCCCAGCGAACUAAACGCCAGGCCAUUUCAGCCGAACCCACGGGGCUGGAUCCAAAUCAACUCGCCCACGUCACCCUCACCAACUACAGCAAGAGCGAGGAGUCUCGAGAGUUGAUCCAAAAGGCUCUUUUGGAGAAUGAUUUCAUGAAGCACCUGGAGGCCAGUCAGAUCCUCACCAUCAUGGACUGUAUGUAUCCCACCACACUGGCACAGGGCUGCUGCGUCAUCCAGGAGGGCGACGACGGCUCUACCGUCUACGUCCUGGAAGAGGGGUCUGUGGAGGUUACCAAAGGAGAGCGGAAGCUGUGCACCAUCGAGCCGGGGAAAGUGUUCGGAGAGCUGGCAAUCCUCUAUAACUGCACGCGCACGGCCACCGUCACGGCCCUGACUGAUAUCAAACUAUGGGCUAUAGAUCGACAGGGUUUCCAAACCAUCAUGAUGAGAACUGGUCUUCUCAAGCAUUCGAACUACAUGGAGUUCUUGAGAAGUGUCCCCUCCUUCAAGACUCUCACUGAAGAUGUGCUGAGUAAAGUAGCAGAUGUUCUGGAAGAGACUCACUACAGUGAUGGUGACUACAUCAUUCGUCAGGGCGCUACUGGAGACACAUUCUUCAUCAUCAGUGAGGGUCAGGUGAGGGUCACCCAGCAGAAAUCAGCCAGUGAGGAGCCAGUGUUCCUGUCCACGCUGUCUACAGGGGAUUGGUUUGGAGAGCAGGCUCUCAAAGGGGAAGAUGUUCGUACAGCAAAUGUAACGGCUGUUGGAGAUGUGACAUGUCUGGUUGUGGACAGAGAGUCUUUUAAGCAGCUGAUCGGAGGACUGGAUAAUAUGAGCAACAAGAUGUAUGAGAGUGAAGAGGUGAAGACCAGGUUGGAGGCAGAGGCCGCGUUCUUCUCUAAUAUGUCUCUCAGUGACGUCCGUGUGAUCUGCACGCUUGGGGUGGGCGGCUUCAGUCGGGUGGAGCUGGUGCAGCUGAAGAACGAUCACAGUCGCUCCUUUGCCAUGAAGGUCCUGAAAAAGCGCCACAUCCUGGACACGAGUCAGCAGGGCCACAUCCUGUCAGAGAGACGCAUCAUGAUGGAAGCCCACAGCCCUUUUACUGUCAGACUUUAUCGGACCUUCAGAGAUUCGAAGUACCUAUACAUGCUGCUGGAGGCGUGUUUGGGUGGAGAGCUGUGGACUCUGCUCAGAGACAGAGGCUCGUUUGAUGACAGCACCACACGCUUCUACGCUGGAUGUGUGGUGGAAGCUCUCGCUUUUCUACAUUCCCGUGGAAUCAUCUACAGAGACCUGAAGCCUGAGAACAUCAUACUGGACCACCGGGGAUAUGCCAAGCUUGUGGACUUUGGUUUUGCUAAAAAAGUUGGCUUGGGGAAGAAGACAUGGACGUUUUGUGGCACUCCAGAGUACGUGGCCCCUGAGAUCAUCCUAAAUAAAGGACAUGACAUCUCGGCCGACUACUGGUCUCUAGGAAUCCUCGUCUUUGAGCUGCUGAGCGGAAGCCCACCUUUCUCAGAGUCAGAUCCCAUGAAGACGUACAACAUUAUUCUUCGAGGAAUCGAUAUGGUGGAGUUUCCCAAGAAAAUCACUAAGAGUGCUGCGAACUUGAUCAAGAGACUGUGCAGGGACAAUCCGUCUGAGAGACUCGGCAACCAGAAGAACGGCGUGAAGGACAUCCAGAAACACAAAUGGUUCGAGGGGUUUAACUGGGAUGGUAUUCGUGAAGGGACCCUGACUCCUCUGUUUAUACCAAAUGUGGAAGGACCUUUGGACACGAGUAAUUUCGACAGUUUCCCUGAGGACACAGAUGAGCCGCCGCCUGAUGAGGAGUCCGGCUGGGACCUGGAGUUCUGAUCGGAGGGACCAAACACUUAUAUGAAUGAUUUCCAGAAUAAAAACAACAACAGACCUGAACGUCAUGUGCAAAUAAAUGUUUUUAUUCUUCA